This is a messenger RNA of Prunus persica (peach), 566 nucleotides long. RefSeq lists its product as uncharacterized. NCBI's taxonomy places the organism in Eukaryota, Viridiplantae, Streptophyta, Magnoliopsida, Rosales, Rosaceae. The transcript has 2 exons. The record is from RefSeq and is a predicted model, not a curated record. Bases 93 to 566 code for a protein of 157 amino acids.
GUUUUUGUUAAAAAAAAUGAGAAGUAAUUUGAGAAACAUGAUAUAGGUUUUACUGUGAAUACUCGGAGCAUUAGUGACGAUCUGGUCCAUCAAUGGUCUCUCUUUUAAGAGGAAUGCCCAAUUUGUGUACUUUACACACAAAGAAUGAUUCACUUAUUUACAGUCGUAAAUGCGAUGACGUCCAGGUCCAGGCAUCUGGGUUUGAUAUGGAAUACUGGAAGCUGCAAAAUCUGGAUUUUAUUUAUCAGUUGGAGGAGGUUACCAUAAAGCUUACCAAAGGGUCCGAUGGGAUUGAGUUUGCAAGGUACAUACUCGAGCAUGCCGAGGCCCUGGAGAAAAUGAACUUAAUUUAUUCACCCCGACAAUCUGAUGUUAUAAAGAAGCUAAACGAGAGUAAGAUAAUUUCCGAUGCCACACUUAAUUUCCGAUGUCACACUGACCUUCCGAUGAAUCUAUUUUGGAAUUUCUUGCUCAAACGAUAUAGUUUUUUCAACUUUGAUCUUUAUGUAAAUGAAAAUUACGAAAAAGCUAUAUUCAAAAUUUUUACUCUCUUUCUCUAUCUGUAA